AUGGGAGAAGAAGCUGUUUGUUUGCAAGCAUUGGAAGAUGGAAUGACAGAAAUUACCGAGGUUCCGAAGGUGGAACUGAAACGUGAGUAUCACCAAUGUGUUGCCGAUACUGAACUACCCAACGUUUCUCCGAAUAAAAAACAAGCCAAAGAGGUUUCUAAUGAUGAAGUGCGUUCUGAAGUUUCGAAUCCCAAUGUUUUUGCAACAGAACACGCACUAACCUUUCAUGAUAUCAGUAGCCAACCCACAGAAAUGGCAAACGUCAACCAUGCAGAAUGUGGUGAACUGACGUCUACUUGUUUGGAGAAUUCUAGUUCUCAUGACACUUUUAGCGAUGAGGCCGUUGAUAAGAAUAACGAUAAUAACAAUAAUACUUCUCUGUAUGAUAAAAGUACUAGUAGUAAGGAUGCGGUGAUGUCCCGUGUUGUGAUGGAAAUCCCUAAGCAUGUUAGUUCAACUGGGAUUAGAAAAAUUACUUUUAAGUUCAGUAAAAAGAAGGAGGACUAUGAUGGUCAAACACCUGCUGGCUAUACUGAUGGCUAUGGCAAUGGCUAUCAUGGGGAUGAUGAAUAUUUGGCAAAGGAUGAUUAUAAUAGUGGCUUGUUAGAGAGCUCAUAUGGCACGCGAUAUGUUCCUGAUGGAUAUUUGGAAUCGUAUUCUCGUAAUAUGGAAUUGAAAAUGUCAAAGAAAGUAGUCCCUAACUGCUUCCCCACAAAUGUCAAAAAGCUCUUAUCAACGGGUAUCCUUGAUGGAGCUGCAGUGAAAUAUAUUUACAACCCUGGAAAGGUUGAGCUGGAAGGGAUUAUUGGUAGCGGUGGAUAUUUGUGUGGCUGUUCAAUGUGCAGUUACUCUAGAGUGCUCAGUGCCUAUGAGUUCGAGCAGCAUGCCGGUGCUAAGACUAGACAUCCAAAUAAUCACAUAUUCCUAGAAAAUGGAAAACCAAUUUAUAGCAUUAUACAUGAAAUAAAAACUGCUCCAAACAGCAUGCCAGAUGAGAUUAUAAAGAAUGUGGCCGGUGCAUCUAUCAACGAGGAAACCUUCCAGGUUUGGAAAGAAAGUCUUCUAGAAAGCAACAGGAAGGUUCCUGCUCAUAAAAAUUACAUUACAAAGUUUACUGGCAUGCCUCAUACAAACAACAGUCAAUCUAUAGAAAGUGAAAGCCAUUUCUUAUCUUCGCGUGCACGGAAUCAUUUUGAACAACAAAUGUAUGUGAACCAGACAUCGGAUGAGUGGAAACGUGUUGUGAAGAAGCCAAGCACCUACACUCACACCUCAGGUAUACUGCAGAAGAGAAGUACUGAUGGUUGCACUAAGAAAAGGGACAAUGAUUUGCACAGGUUACUUUUUCUGCCUAAUGGCCUACCAGAUGGUGCUGAGUUGGCUUACUAUGUCAAAGGACAGAGAUUACUUGGAGGUUACAAACAAGGAAGUGGUAUAGUCUGCAGUUGUUGUGAUAUAGAGAUAAGCCCUUCACAGUUUGAAGCCCAUGCUGGAAUGGCAGCUAGACGUCAACCUUAUCGCCACAUAUAUACUUCCAACGGAUUAACGCUUCAUGAUAUAGCUCUCUCUUUGGCAAAUGGUCAAAACCUUACUACGGGAGAUAGUGAUGAUAUGUGUGCAAUAUGUGGAGAUGGAGGAGAUUUGGUUCUUUGCAAUGGAUGUCCUAGGGCCUUUCAUGCAGCCUGCUUGGGUUUACACACUGUACCCGCUAGUGGUUGGCAUUGUCUAAAUUGUAAAGAUAACGCUGAUGAUGAAAGAGGUGUGAGACCCAUCAUGAUACGGUUGACACGAGUUGAUAAAGAACCAGAAUAUGAAAUGGGUGGAUGCGUUGUUUGCAGGGAAAAUGAUUUCAGUGUUGAUAAAUUUGAUGACCGAACAGUAAUAAUUUGUGAUCAGUGUGAGAAGGAGUAUCAUGUUGGUUGUUUGCGGGACAUUGGGCUAUGCGAGUUGGAAGAGCUUCCCAAAGAAAAGUGGUUUUGUUGUGAAGACUGUAGUCGAAUAUAUGUGGCUCUACAGACUUCAGUUUCUGCUGGAGCAGAUACUAUACCCACUCCCUUGUCUGAACUAAUAAUCAGGAAGCACAAGGAGAGGGGGUUGUGUACAUAUGGAUUCAUGAAUGAUAUUCAGUGGAGAAUUUUAAGUGGAAAAAGUCGUUAUCCAGAGCAUUUACCGUUGCUUUCACGAGCUGCUGCAAUUUUUCGAGAGUGUUUUGAUCCCAUUGUCGCAAUAUCUGGCCGUGACCUGAUUCCUGUUAUGGUCUAUGGGAGAAAUAUAUCUGGCCAAGAAUUCGGGGGAAUGUAUUGCAUUGUUUUAAUUGUGAAUUCUAUUGUAGUAUCUGCCGGGCUUCUCAGGAUUUUUGGCCGCAAUAUUGCUGAGCUUCCCCUGGUAGCUACAAGUAGAGAGUAUCAAGGAAAAGGUUAUUUUCAAGUGCUAUUCUCUUGCAUAGAGAGGUUGCUGUCUUCUCUAAAUGUAGAAAAGCUGGUUCUCCCUGCUGCAGGGGAUGCAGAGUCAAUUUGGACUAAGAAAUUAGGCUUUCACAAAAUGAGUGAAGAUCAGUUAUCCAAACAUCUUAGAGAGGUGCAGCUCACCCUCUUCAACAAAACUUCAGUGCUGGAGAAGACUGUGCAGCUUGCGACAGAAUGA
Molecule: messenger RNA, 2643 nt
Organism: Lathyrus sativus (Indian pea)
Lineage: Eukaryota; Viridiplantae; Streptophyta; Magnoliopsida; Fabales; Fabaceae
Source: the annotation of a GenBank genome assembly